Papaver somniferum (opium poppy) is the source of this 789-nucleotide messenger RNA. RefSeq lists its product as uncharacterized. The transcript has 3 exons. Bases 1 to 789 code for a protein of 262 amino acids. NCBI's taxonomy places the organism in Eukaryota, Viridiplantae, Streptophyta, Magnoliopsida, Ranunculales, Papaveraceae. The record is from RefSeq and is a predicted model, not a curated record.
AUGACACACUUAUUUUUUUUUGAUGCUGAUAUUGAGCAGGUGAAAAAUUUGAGGCUUAUUCUGCUGUCUUUUGAGAUGCUCACGGGUUUGAAGAUUAACUUUGCCAAAAGUCAGAUUUUUGGAGUUGGUUUUGAUGGGGAUUUGAAUCUUUUUUCUUCUCUGCUUGGAUGCUAUAAUGUUAUUCUCCCUACAACUUAUCUUGGUUUGCCUUUGAGAGACAAAUGUGGUGGUGUUGCUAAAUGGGACAAGGUGGUGGAUAAAUUCAUUGCUAGACUUCCUGGUUGGCAAAAGUCUCUUCUCUCAAGAGCUCGUAAGAUCACUUUAAUUAACAGUGUACUUGUCUGUCUUCCUGUUUAUUGCAUGUCCCUCUUUGAGAUGCCAAUCUCAGUUGCAAGGAAUCUUGAAAAGAUAAUGAGGAAUUUUUUAUGGAAUGAUAAUAAAGGAAGGAAGAAGAUUCAUCCUGUUAAGUGGGAGGUGUUUAAUCAUGCUUUGCUUGCUAAGUGGUCUUGGAGAUAUGCUACUGAAGAUGAUGUCCUUUGGAGGAAGAUUAUUGAGGAAAAAUAUGGGACAAGUAAUCCUUUUUGGUGCCCUAAGAUUCCUAAUUGCACCUUUGGCAGAUCUAAGCAAAAUUCUGUGGCUGAUAUGGGUGUUAGAACUGGUAAUACCGUUUCUUGGAAUUUUCAGCUUCCUAGAAGAAUUAAUGCUGCUGCACAAAUUGAAUUGGAUCUUCUGCUAGCUGAUUUACAAUCUUUCAAGUUUAAUAUGUCCCUUAAAGAUGAGCUCUACUGA